Molecule: messenger RNA, 1669 nt
Organism: Biomphalaria glabrata
Lineage: Eukaryota; Metazoa; Mollusca; Gastropoda; Planorbidae
Product: dynactin subunit 5-like
Exons: 6
Coding region: 207-758 (183 amino acids)
Source: RefSeq, a predicted model, not a curated record
CAAGGGAGACGAUUCCCGAUUAUUAGUCAUAGACAAAACAGUCUGAAAUACAAUAUAAAUAUAGAUCUAGUAGAAGUAUCGUAUCUAUCUAGAUCUAGAUUCUAGAUUAGAUUAUCAUCUAAAUCUAUAAAUCUAUACUAUAGUAUACAUCUAAUGAUUGCUCUCUAAUAAGUCAAGAUUUCUUUAGGUCUAUCCAGUUUUGAAGAAUGGAACUUUUAGACGAGUUCUAUAACAGCUCGCAAUAUAUUGAAACGGCAUCUGGCAACAAAGUAAGCAGACAGUCAGUUUUGUGUGGAAGUCAGAAUAUUGUUAUAAAUGGCAAGACUAUUGUGAUGACUGGUUGCGUUAUACGUGGAGAUUUAGCCAAUGUUCGUAUUGGUAGACACUGUGUUAUUGGACAGAAUGCUGUAAUUCGACCAGCUUUUAAGAAAUUCUCAAAAGGAGUAGCAUUUUUCCCCUUGAGCAUUGGUGAUCAUGUUCUAAUUGAGGAAGAUUCUGUUAUCAAUGCAGCACAAGUUGGUUCUUUUGUUCACAUUGGGAAAAACUGUGUCAUUGGUCGCAGGUCAGUGCUAAAAGAUUGUUGUGCAAUCGCUGAUAACACAGUUCUUCCUCCUGAAACCAUUGUUCCACCUUUUGCACUAUUUUCUGGUUCUCCAGGUAAAAUGGUGCAAGAUUUACCAGAUUGCACACAAGAUUUGAUGACCGAUAUAACUGUCAGUUACUAUCAACACUUUAAACCACAUGGCAAAGGAAAAUAAAAUAGUUUUUUAAAAAUAUUUGUCUAUUAAUAGCCAUCAUUUUUUACCUUAUUAUUUUGGGUUAAUCGCCUUCUUAUGUAGCACUGUGGAAAAAUAACCACUUUUUGUGAAGUAUAAUGCAUAGUACCGGUACUGCAUAUUUAGUUUUUGACAAAAAAGAGCCAGUUAUGAAAGGCAUUGUACAUCUUUUGAUAUUUUUCCCACAAUGCAAAUGCAAGGCUUUAAUGAAACCUUAUAUGAUAUAACUGAGCUUAUAACCUUUUUUUUUUUGUCUUUUAUUUGUUGCAAUAACAAAAAUUAUUGUGUCAGUCUAAGCUGUUGAUUUUUUUUUUUUAGUGUGCUUAAAAGCUGUCUAGUCAUUAGUUCAGUAUCAUUUCUGUGUUAGAAAUGAUGAAAUCUAACUUGUUUAGAAGUUGAAUAAUUAGGUAUUUACAAGCUUAGCCUCUAACACUUAUUUCCCACUGUCACCAUUUUUGUUUCAAAAUAAAUAUUGUUUUCAUUUUUUUUAGUCUACUAUUGGGUCUGUGUUAACAAAUGGGUUUUGUUUUAUGUGGGGUCUGGGUUGAUAAGAGUUAGAUUUACAUUAUUUAGAUAUGAGUGGUACUGGUUUAGUUUCAAUUGUUUUCCACAUCACAGCCAUUAAUGUUUUAGCUCUUUGUAUUGAGUGUAUAUAUAUAUAUAUAUUACUUUGUCAAUAUUUCUUGUACAAUAUAAUGUGAUGACUUUUAAUUUAUAAUUAUUUGAUUAUGUUAUAAUUUCAAACUAAUGUCUGGCUACUGAUCUGAGUCGCAGCACUGUCUUUAACUGUAAGGAAAUGAUCUGACUGUUUAGUCAAGUCUGAAACUGAUUUGACCCUCGUGGUCAGGGAGCUAGAAAAGAAAAAAAAGAUGAAAUAAAUCAUUUUCACCACC